AAGACCAUACACCACAAGUACUCGUCUCCCUUCCACCACCCAACCACCUCAAAUCCCGCCAUGUCUCGCCAUCUCCUCCUCCACCCUCCUCUCUGAGAUCACCAAUUCAGAGACAGCCCAAGAAGAAUGCCGCCCUGGAGAUCCCUUCUCUUCGCGGCAUUCUUCUUCUCCAUCCUAAUUCAGACCGGCGUGCUAGCCCAAGACUACGAUGACUACGGCGGCGGCGAUGAAAAAUCCGGGCAGCUGCCGAAGGCUGCACAGAGUUGCAACGGUAUCUUCUUGACAUAUGACUUCCUUUCUCGAGAGAGGGAAUACCCUUAUGUCAAGAAUGCGACGGCCCAAUCCUACGCCUUCAAGUCGACCGCCACGGUGCUCAACACCAUGACGGAGGACCUCAAGGCAUGGAGUAUCUUCAUCGGGUUUCAGCACCGGGAGAUCCUGGUGUCGGCUUCCGGGGCGGUGAUCACCGAUGGGACCGACUUCCCUGCUCAUGUGGAGAAUGGCACAUCGUUUUCGGGGUCCCCGCAGGCAGAUUUGCUGAAUGCCGUUGAUACUGCAGGGGACUUGAAUCAGAUGAUGGUGAAGAUCGACAUAACAGGAACGCUGUUUGGGGUGAAGCCGCCGGGGAUACCGAUGCCGAAGACGAUCAAGCUGCAAAAUGAUGGGUUCAAGUGCCCAAAGCCGGCUCUUAAAGGAAGCCAGAUGUAUGUGUGCUGCGUCAAGGAUAAGAAAUCCAAGACCAAGAAGCUUCCUCCCACCAAGUUCUUGCCGCGCCGGUAUGGCGACCUCACCAUCGCCUACGAUGUGCUCCAGGCCUAUGGAAACAAUUACCUUGCCCAAGUGACCCUCGACAACAACCACCCCCUCGGCCGGCUCGACAAUUGGAACCUCACAUGGGAGUGGAAGCGUGGGGAAUUCAUCAACAGCAUGAGAGGCGCCUACACCCUCAAGCAUGAUGCAUCCGAAUGCAUCUACGGUGUGGCCGGGAGGUUCUACAAGGAUUUCGACUUCAGCAAUGUCAUGAGCUGCCAGAAGAAGCCCAUCAUCGCCGAUCUGCCUCCCGAGAGAGCCAAUGAUACACAGAUUGGCAAGAUACCUUAUUGCUGUAAGAAUGGCACCCUCUUACCACCAACCAUGGACAUAACCAAGUCCAAGGCCAUCUUUCAGCUUCAGGUGUUCAAGAUGCCGCCCGACUUCAACCGGACUGCGCUGUAUCCUCCUCAGAACUGGAAGAUCACCGGCCAGCUCAAUCCGGAGUACACCUGCGGCCCUCCCUUCAGAGUGAGCCCAAUGGAGUUCCCGGACCCGAGCGGUCUCAUGGCCAAGAGCUAUGCCAUUGCUAGUUGGCAGGUGGUCUGCAACAUAUCAAGGCCUGCACCGAAGAAAUCGCGGUGCUGCGUCUCCUUCUCGGCCUAUUACAACGACUCGGCGAUCCCAUGCAGCUCCUGUGCUUGCGGGUGCCCGGACACAGAUACCUGCGACCCCGAUGCCCGUGCAGCAUUGCUGCCACCGGAGGCUCUGCUGAUUCCAUCAGAGAACAGAACAGCCAAGGCCAAAGCUUGGGCUAAGAUGAAACACUUCGCUCUACCGAACCCCAUGCCUUGCUGGGACACCUGUGGAGUUAGCAUCAACUGGCAUCUUGCUUCGGACUAUCGGAACGGAUGGUCGGCGAGGAUCACCAUAUUCAAUUGGGAGGAGUACACUUUCAGGGACUGGUUCUCAGCUAUUCAGAUGCCGAAAGCUUAUGAUGGCUAUGAGAAGGUGUACUCAUUCAAUGGGACCAAGUUGACGACACCCAAAAACACCAUCUUCUUCCAAGGCUUGGAGGGUCUGAAUUACCUGAUGCCAGAGACCGAUGGGAAGAACCCGACGAAGGAUCCAAGGUUGCCGGGCAAGCAACAAUCAGUGAUCACAUUCACGAAGCGGCGCACGCCGGGUAUAGACGUUCCAAGGGGGGACGGGUUCCCGGCGAGGGUGUUCUUCAAUGGUGGGGAAUGCUCGUUGCCAGAUGAAAUUCCAAGAGGAGAUGGGCAUCGCCUUCGUGUUAGCCUUCUGCCAAUGGCUUUGGCUGCAGUGGUGGUCUUUGUGUCUUUAAUGGGGGAUCUCUUCUAAAGAGUACAUAUAGUAUAUUUUUUGUUUGUCCUUUGAGGACAUAUUGAAAGCCAAAAAAAAAAGAGGAGUUAUUAAUGCUAUCUUGACAUCAGAAAAAUAGCAGAGUUGUUUCUUUUUGGACUGAAUUCUAUGUUUCAGAUUACGGUUAGUGAAGUAAACAAGUUCUCA
Elaeis guineensis (African oil palm) is the source of this 2280-nucleotide messenger RNA. RefSeq names its product COBRA-like protein 10. NCBI's taxonomy places the organism in Eukaryota, Viridiplantae, Streptophyta, Magnoliopsida, Arecales, Arecaceae. Gene Ontology annotation, cellular component: membrane. The record is from RefSeq and is a predicted model, not a curated record. Gene Ontology annotation, biological process: cellulose microfibril organization.